AUGCAGGACGCCAACGCCUUGUGGGAGCGGAUUGAAGGGCUGGAGGCGGAUCUGCGCAGUGCACGGCUGGAGGCAGCGAGGGCGAGGGCUGCUCUGGAGGCGCAGGAGCACAGAUGCGCUGGACUGAUGGAGGAUGUGCGGCGGCUGGAAUCAGACAGGACGCUGUUGAAGAAGCAGGUGGACGCGUUCGCGUCUCAGCUGCACCUCACCAACUCGCAGCUGGCUCAGGCGCAGGCGGCUCUGCAGGCAGCAGAGGAGCAGAACAAUGCGCACUCCAACCAGUCGGAGGAGCAGGCAGCAGCGAUGCGCAAGGCAGUGGAAGCAGCAGGCAUUGAGAGGGAUGCGGCUGUGCUUGCCAAGGAGGACCUGGCAUCACAGGUGCGGGUGCUGAAGAGACGACUGCAGGAGGCAGAGGAGGAGCAAUGCAAGGCAGAAGAGGCAUCGGCGGCGCUAGCAGCCGAGCUGAGGGCGCUGCAGCACUCAACAGAGGCCACAGUGGAUCGGGCAGGUGCGGCAUUUGCUCCCGACCCUGACCAGCUCAGGGUUGCUGAAGCUGCCAGAGAUGCCGCCAAGGCUGAGCUGCAGGACCUGCGCCAGGAACUGACAGGCAUGCGGCAGCAGCUGAUAGCGGAGAGGCAGAGGGCGGCAACGGCUACUGGAGGCAAGGAGGCUGUUGAGAAGCAGCUGGCAGUGGUGCAGGCAAAGCUGAAGGAGGCAUUGGAAGCAGAGGAGAGGCUCAAGAUCCAUGCCAAGGUGGAGGUUCGACAAGAGGUGGAAGGGGACCUCAGGUCCGACAUCGAGGCUGAGGUUCGGCAGAAGCUGGAAGCGGAGGUCCGGGAAGCAGCUGAGGCUGAGACUCGGAAGAAAAUGGAAUCCGAGGUUCGGCAGGACGUCGAGGGGAAGGUUCGGAAAGAGCUUGAAACGGAGGUUCGGGAGAAGUUGAAGGCAGAGGUUCGGGAGGAGCUAGGAGCAGAAGCUGGGAGAAAUGCUGUGGAGGUCUUAAAGCCCAGCAGUCAAGGAUCGGUGGGAUCGGUAGAUGUGGGAACUCAAGUGAUAUCUGUGAGCGAGGAGGCUCGGAAAGAGAUUGAAGCAGCCGCUGUAGCUCGGAUGCGACAGGAAAUGGAAGAAGAGAUUCGGAAGGAGCUUCGGAACGAGUUUGAGAAGCAGAUUUGGGAAGAGGUGACUGAGAAGGUUCGGGAGGAGGUGCGGAAGGAGGUAGAAUUGGAGUUGAAAAAGUCUAAGGGCGAUUCUGAGGGUGCUUCGACUGCUGCUGCUGCUGGUGGAGCUGGUGGUGGAGUUACGGUUGAGAGUGGUGGAGAGGGUGUAGGGGACAAUGAGAGAACGGAGGUGGAGGGUAAAGGUGAAGAUGUGGGAGGUGGAGGAGAAAGAGAAGGAGCAGGAGCAGGGGCAGGAGAAGGGGCAGGAGCAGGGAUCGGAGAAGGGGUGGGAGCAGGGGCAGGAGCAGGGGGGGGAGAAUUGGCGGGAGCAGGGGGAGGAGAGGCAAGUGAAGCAGUGGGGCAGUCUACUGAAGAGCUUGCACGAUUGAAGGCAAUUUGCCAUUCCUUUCUUCCCCGCUCUAAUGGCUGCCUGGAGGACGCGGAGAAAGCAGAGGAGGAGCGGGGUCAGCUGCAGCAGCAGUUGGAGAAGCUACAGGUGUCGCUGGCUAAGAAGGAGAAGGCACGGCUGAGACUGCUGUCUGAGGUGGAUUCCCAGUCGCUGCAGAUAGAGAGACUAUUCGCGGAGAAUUCAGGGCUGGCAGCGGGGCUCAAGGAGGUCUCUGCCAUUGCCGCCCGCUGGGAGGCUCAGGUGCGCGCAUGGCAGAAGCUGCAGAGCGAGCAGCAGCAGGAGCAGAUGGACAGCGGCAAAGGGGCAGCAACAGCAGCAGGUGCAGCAGCAGGAGCAGGAGCAGCAGCAGGAGCAGGAGCAGGAGCAGCAGCAGGAGCAGCCUCAUCAGCAGAAAAGACAGAAGCAACAGGGGAGUUAUCAGGAGAAGAGAAAGGAGGGGUGGGAGGAACAGGAGCAGCAGCAGGAGGAGUAAGAGCAUCAGGGGCGGUGGGUCCGGGGUUAGGAGACACGGACACAGAGGCAGACACGGAUGAUCAAGAGCUGCCAGUCUCCACCUCCCCCAGACAGCACCUGGAGCUGCCACCAGUAAACACCUCCCCCAGGCAACUUCUGGAAGUGCCACCGUUUUCUGGUGCUGGGACCUCAGCAAGUGGGGAAGAGAAUGGGGAGGUGGUGGUGGGUCUGCAGGGGGAUGGCGUGAAGAUGGAGGGGUCAGGAGCGGUGGAAGGUGGUGGAGAGGAAAGGGCAGGGAAGGAGGAUGGGGAGAAGGAGGAGGUCGGGGAUGGGGCUAGAGGUGGGGAGGAUGGGGGAGUGGGACAGAGGAGGGGAGUGGGUGUGGAGGUGAUUGGAGGGAAGUCUAUGGAAGUUCUGGAGGAAGAGAACAGGAAGCUUAAGGACGAACUCACCGCCGCCCAGCACCGCAUCCGCCAGCUGUCAGUGCAGGCACUGCGCUCCGAUGCCAGUUGCACCACAGCCGUCCAGAGGCUCUCGCAGACCAAGCGGAUGUGA
Closterium sp. Naga37s-1 is the source of this 2574-nucleotide messenger RNA. Lineage: Eukaryota; Viridiplantae; Streptophyta; Zygnematophyceae; Desmidiales; Closteriaceae. The record is from the annotation of a GenBank genome assembly.